CAAGCCGCAUCUAGAACGUACGAAAACUCGAAAUGUUUCGUGUUUCAGUAGUGCGAUCACACCUCGACGCGUGCAUUGCAUGUACCUCCUCCGCGGGCCGCUUUUCUUGCCUAGCGGUAGAUCGCACAAAGUACUUGAAGAAUAGAGCGCCGGCAUCUUGCUGCAGUGUAUUCACUGUUCGGGAUUUUUCGUUGCAAUCAUGGUCGCAAACUUUGUCGCAGUCGACACCCGUAGCGUACGCACAGGACUUGCUGGACGCAGCGCAUUCAGCAAGUGGACUUUCGUGGGGCUCAACCAUUGUGCUCACGUCUCUAGCCCUCCGAGUGGCUGUCACGCUGCCACUUGCUGUUUACCAGCACCACGUGCUUGCCAGAUUCGCCAACCUGGAUCGUGAAAUGGCUAGCAUCGCCCAAGAGCUGAAGCGAGAGACGACGCAAGCUGUGCGCAUGUUCAAUCUCACUGAGAAGCAAGCGCGGCACCUCUACCGUGUAAACGUGAAGCGACACCUCCAGCGGCUUGUGGUCCGAGACAACUGCCACCCAAUGAAGGCAGCUGUGGUGGUGCUAUUCCAGUUGCCCCUGUGGGUUAGUCUCUCAGUAGCUCUCAGGAACAUGGCCUUCAUGCUGCCGUACCAGGACCUAGGAGCACAAGCCACAUACCUGGAGCUGAGCGUUGGUGGUGCCCUGUGGUUUACCAACCUGACACAACCUGACCCGCUGCACAUAAUUCCCAUCCUUGUGGGUUUUACUAACCUUAUGAACAUAGAGUUUCAUGUCCUGCAAAGGCAGAAGCACAUGGCCAAUCUGCGGAGGUGGAUCACAAACUUCACCAGGGGUAUAGCACUUGUCAGCGUGCCCAUUGCAUGGAUCGUGCCUGCUGAUGUUUCCCUCUACUGGCUCUGUUCAAGUACCUUUGCCCUGGGCCAGAACAUGCUCAUGGCAUCCCCACGGUUUCGUCGAGCCUGCUCGAUUCCUGUCACCUCAUCCGAGAGCCAGACACCUUUCAAAGAUGUUGCCAAUCGUCUGCGACAGCGACUGGAUGCUGCCUUCAGGACAGGCUCCUGAUUCCCUUAGGCAUGCUGUAAUCUAACUGUUGCUGUAGUGAUCUCAGGUGAUCCUAGGAGGUUAAUUGCCAUGCUAACAAGACUUUGAGCACUACCCUUUUUUUCUUUAUUGUGAGCUCCGGAGCAAUGGCAGUGCUUAGAAUCAAAGCGUGGUCAAAUUUAGCAUUACUUUUUUUUUUUUAGGUAUUGUGGAAAGUCCGGACUGGUGCUCAAUAUUUAUGUGCUAAAAUUAGCGGUACUUCUACAGUGAGAGGGGUCUAGAUGAUGGGUACGCAAAAGACAAAGAUCACAUGUAUGCAGAAGCAUAUAGCAAGGUGUUUUUUAGGAUCAAGCGUCGUGCAGAACUUAUACUGCAGGUAAUUGUCACACAAACGCACCUUGCUUUCUGCUCACCAUCUAAACUUGGUCUAGGGUGCAUCACAUGUCUGUCUGUGAAACAACAAAAGCUGUUUCUUGUUCGAUCCUAGUUACUUUUCCACAUAAACUAGGUAGUUUUCAAAUCUCCCUGUUUGUCCUGCUGAGGUCAUUUAAAUCCUUUCUGUUCGGCAAGGAUAGUUCAAGGUAACAAAGAUGACAGAGAACAGUGUUGGGUUUGCAGAAUGCAUUGAUGUGCUAGUUUGUGAAAAUUCAUAAUAAACCUUAGCGCAAACAGGACAACACAAGAAAGAAAGGACAAGGUGGUACUCUCAACUGACAUCUUUAUUACACCGUGCCCCUACGUAUAAGAGCCCAGACAUAAGAAGCGUAUGCAGUGAAGCCAUCAUGACAACAGAACGACAUCAUACAAAAGGUUCCAUAGAACAAAAUUCAGUGUUGUACAGAGCAAUAGAAGCAACACUGACACAUUCUGAUCCAUGCGACCUUAUAAAGAAAGCUUAUAAUUUUCAUGCAGUAGUAUCACAGGUCUUUUUCAAUGUCUAAGUCUCUUUAAGAAGAGGCUGUUAUGCGCACAGCACAUUGUCCCAUCUUUAUUUUGUGUUGUCUUGUAAGCACUACGGUUUAUUAAGAGUGUUAGGUCUUCUAUGUACGUAGAUUUUUUUAAUGAAACGAGUGCCUGCAGGUAUCUUGUACAAAAAAGCAAGGCGGAAGAGGUCUGUGACUUCUUUUCUCUAUUUAUAUGAGAGAGGCUUGCACUAUUAAAGUUACUGAUAUCACUGAAUUCUUUUGAUAUUGUUGCCACACCUUGUUUAAAUAUCUACAGCUCAAAUUAAAAUGCCAGCCUGAUGGCUUAGAAACUGGUGGUUUUCUAUUUUCCAUUAAAUUUCAAUAUUAUGGAACAUAUAUUUAUGCUAUGUAGAUGUCAUCUUUAGUAUGUAUGUGGGUUCUGAUGAGAAGUCUACUUUCCCUUCACUUUCAUGCUUUUUAGUAAAUUCAAAAGGGAGAACAAUAAAUGUUAUUUGAAAUUUUG
Dermacentor andersoni is the source of this 2471-nucleotide messenger RNA. Its product is annotated as cytochrome c oxidase assembly protein COX18, mitochondrial. Lineage: Eukaryota; Metazoa; Arthropoda; Arachnida; Ixodida; Ixodidae. Gene Ontology annotation, cellular component: mitochondrial inner membrane. Gene Ontology annotation, biological process: protein insertion into mitochondrial inner membrane from matrix; mitochondrial respiratory chain complex IV assembly. Gene Ontology annotation, molecular function: membrane insertase activity. The record is from RefSeq and is a predicted model, not a curated record.